Molecule: messenger RNA, 3496 nt
Organism: Trifolium pratense (red clover)
Lineage: Eukaryota; Viridiplantae; Streptophyta; Magnoliopsida; Fabales; Fabaceae
Product: protein SCARECROW
Exons: 2
Coding region: 423-2915 (830 amino acids)
Biological process (GO): leaf development; asymmetric cell division; gravitropism
Cellular component (GO): nucleus
Molecular function (GO): DNA-binding transcription factor activity; sequence-specific DNA binding
Source: RefSeq, a predicted model, not a curated record
UUGAUUCAUGUUCUUCUACCCAUGACACACACCCCUUUUUCCUUGUUUUGCACCCUCCCCAUGCGAGAGAGAUAUUACAGAAACAUCCAAAAGCCAAAAGGCAUAGAGAACCGUGUUAUGUUAUUAAUAGAGAGAGAAUAUCAAAUAUCAAAUUCAAUUUCAAUUAGUCCUCCUAUGAGAAGAACAGAAUCAAUCAAUCCUUUAGCUACUGUCCCAAUCUUCACAACGUUAUCUCCUUGUAAUAACUUUGGAACCAACAACACUAACACAUGGAUUUGUUCUACACCCCCCCCCCCCCCCCCCCCCCCCCCUUAAUUAUUUCAUACUACUACUAAUGCACCAUUACUAGUACUAUACUACUACUACUUUAUUCUACAUUAGUAUUAUUCAACUCAUCUUUUUCUUGCUCUCAAUCAAUCAAUAUGGCUGCUUGUGCUUUGUUCAAUGGUGGUGGAAAUAGUGAUGAAACCAAUUUGAGCAACAACAACAAUAAUAGUACUGCUUCUAACUCCAGCAACAUAAGCAGUGAAGAUUUACACCACAACAUGUUACAAACACAACCUCAUCAUUCUGAAAGAAAAUUACUCAGAAAAAGAAUGGCUUCUGAAAUGGAACUUCAACUUCACAACAACAACAAUUCUUCUUCUGAUAAUUAUCAUAGAUUUCCUCGUCGCAACAACAACAACAACAUAUCCUCAUUGAAUUGCUCUUUACCCUCAGCCACACAAAAAGGUGUCACUACAACAACAACAACAACAACAACAACAUUAUUAGCCGCAGGUACAAACAAUAGUACUAGUACUAAUAAUAAUAACUAUCAUUAUCAUAACAAUAAUAUUAAUAAUAAUAAUAAUAGUAAUGUUGCUUUGUCACGAGAUAACGUUUGUAUUCAAAAUUACCCAACUGUAUCCGUCACAACCAACUACUCCACUAUGUUGCUACCUUCUUCUUCUUCCAACAAUCUCAACAAUUCCUCAAACUCUGCUUCAAACUACACCCAUUUUCAACAACCACUUGUAGAAGAACAAAACAACCCUCUUCCUUCAAUCUGUGGAUUCUCUGGUUUACCACUUUUUCCAUCUCAAAAUCAAACCAACAAUAACAACAGAAACAAUGGUAGUAGUAACAUAAUAACUUGUGCAGCUGCUAAUAUUGUUGAUGUUGUUUCACCUUCUAUGAUGGAAGAAACCUCGGCUACAACAAAUUGGAUUGAUGGUAUUCUAAAAGAUCUUAUUCAUACUUCUAACAGUGUUUCCAUUUCUCAACUCAUCAAUAAUGUUAGAGAGAUUAUAUAUCCUUGUAAUCCAAAUCUUGCUCUUGUUCUUGAACAUAGACUUCGUCUUCUCACUGAAACUAUACCACAAAAUUGUUCAUCAUCUGUUGUUACAGAGAGAAAAAGAAACAACACAGAACAACAACAACAACAAAGUGUUGUUAAUGUUAAUGUUUUAGCAGCUCCUAAUGUUAAUUCCUCAGUGAAACUUAUGAAUCGUGUUGAUGACAUUGUUCAAACAAGUUUACAUUUUUCUGAUUCAUCACAUGUUUUGAAUCAAAAUCAAAACAUUUUUCCUAAUUGGGUUGUGCCUCAAAAUCAAAUCAAUAGCAACAACAAUAACAACCCUUCAGUUUCAUCGGUUAAUUUACCUUCACAACAAGAUCAACAACAUCAAGAACAUCAUCAAGAAGAUCUUGCACCUGCAAGAACAACAGAAACUACUUCUGCUGAGUUGGCACUAACAAGAAAGAAGAAAGAGGAGAUUAAAGAACAGAAGAAGAAAGAUGAAGAAGGUUUACACCUUCUAACACUACUUCUCCAAUGUGCAGAAGCUGUAUCAGCAGAGAAUCUAGAACAAGCAAACAAGAUGUUACUCGAGAUUUCGCAGCUCUCGACGCCUUUCGGUACAUCAGCACAAAGAGUAGCAGCUUAUUUCUCAGAAGCAAUUUCAGCAAGACUAGUGAGUUCAUGUUUAGGAAUCUACACAACACUUCCACCACACAUUACACCACAUAAUCAAAAAGUUGCUUCAGCUUUUCAAGUAUUCAAUGGAAUUAGCCCAUUUGUGAAAUUCUCUCAUUUCACUGCUAAUCAAGCUAUACAAGAAGCAUUUGAAAGAGAAGAAAGAGUUCACAUAAUAGAUCUUGAUAUAAUGCAAGGUUUACAAUGGCCUGGUUUGUUUCAUAUUCUUGCUUCGAGACCCGGUGGACCGCCUUAUGUGAGACUCACUGGUUUAGGUACUUCCAUGGAAACACUUGAAGCUACUGGUAAACGUUUGUCUGAUUUUGCAUCUAAACUUGGUCUUCCUUUUGAGUUCUUUCCUGUUGCUGAGAAAGUUGGAAACAUUGAUCCUGAUAAGCUUAAUGUUAGUAAAUCAGAAGCUGUUGCUGUUCAUUGGUUGCAACAUUCUUUAUAUGAUGUUACUGGAUCAGAUACAAACACUUUGUGGCUCUUGCAAAGGUUGGCACCUAAAGUGGUAACAGUAGUGGAACAAGACUUAAGCAAUGCAGGUUCAUUUUUAGGAAGGUUUGUGGAAGCAAUACAUUACUACUCAGCACUAUUUGAUUCUCUUGGUUCAAGCUAUGGUGAAGAGAGUGAAGAGAGACAUGUCGUGGAGCAACAGCUAUUAUCACGGGAGAUUCGUAAUGUACUUGCAGUUGGAGGACCAUCAAGGAGUGGUGAAAUAAAGUUUCAUAAUUGGAGAGAAAAACUUCAACAGUGUGGUUUUAGAGGUAUCUCUUUGGCUGGUAAUGCUGCUACUCAAGCUAGUCUUCUUCUUGGCAUGUUCCCUUCUGAAGGGUAUACUUUAGUUGAGGAUAAUGGUAUCCUAAAACUUGGUUGGAAAGAUCUUUGUUUACUUACUGCUUCUGCUUGGAGACCUCCUUUUCAUACCAAUAAUGUCAUUCCACAUCAUAACUAAUGGAUCUCGAGUUCCUAAGCAAGAAUGAAUCUCGGCCAUUGAUUUGAGAUCAGACGACUCAUAUUACAUUCACUAAAUCAAUUUUAAAUGAUCUCGACCAUUAGAUUACUUUGUAACUAUGUGACGGAGUUAUGCAAGGAAUCUGUUUCCAUUACUAAUUUCUGCUUAAUUAGGAAUGAAAAUGGAUUCCCUGCUGGCCGUCGUAGUAAGGUUCUCCAUCUUUGAUGAAGAUCGGACGGUUGAGAUUAAUUUACGAAAGUUUUAAUGCGAGUCGUCUAAUUUGUAUCUGAUGACUUUUGAUGGCCUUUUGAUAUUUCAUCUUUUUUAUCCCAUGUAGCAUCACUGUGUUCCUUUGAUGUAAUUUAAGAGACAUUAUUAGGUGUUUAGAAAACAUGUGAUAUUUUGUUGCUGCCAAAUGUGUUCCGCUUCAGUGAUGACAUAAAAAAGUAGUGGUUAAUAAUAGAAGAGAUGAAUGAGAAAAUGGCUGAAGAGGAGGUACACAUUUAAUAUAUGACGAUGAUAGUAUUUUGUUUUAUUGAGAGUACUUACAGGGAUGUUACUGUUAUACCAGUAUUUUCUUA